This is a messenger RNA of Mesocricetus auratus (golden hamster), 846 nucleotides long. It is a transcript of the gene Selenom, whose product is annotated as selenoprotein M. Gene Ontology annotation, molecular function: oxidoreductase activity. Gene Ontology annotation, cellular component: endoplasmic reticulum lumen. Lineage: Eukaryota; Metazoa; Chordata; Mammalia; Rodentia; Cricetidae. The record is from RefSeq and is a predicted model, not a curated record. The transcript is spliced from 5 exons.
UUCAGGACUGGGAAUGUGAAGUCUGGAGGACCAGAGAGCAGCUGGGACAGGGUUGGGGGCUAGUCGGAGGCGCCCACCCAAGCCUGUUUCUAGCUCUGGGAACGUGGUUUAUGGAUGGGCGGAGCCUUUUAACUGGGGCGGGGCCAGCCUGCAAGCCAGACGUGGCGCUGCGGCCGAGUUUGGGUGCAGCCUGCUGAACGUCUCCUGCCAGGCACAGAUGAGCAUCCUAGUGUGGCCGCCACCGCUGCUGCUGCUUCUGGCGGCCCUUGUGGCUCCAGCCACCGCCGCCACCACCUACCGACCGGAUUGGAACCGUCUUCGAGGCCUGGCCAGGGGGCGGGUGGAGACCUGUGGAGGAUGACAGUUGAAUCGCCUAAAGGAGGUGAAGGCCUUUGUCACCCAGGACAUUCCACUAUAUCACAACCUGGUGAUGAAGCACCUCCCUGGGGCAGAUCCCGAACUCGUGCUGUUAAGUCGAAAUUACCAGGAACUAGAGCGCAUCCCACUCAGCGAAAUGACCCGCGACGAGAUCAAUAUGCUGGUACAGGAGCUCGGCUUCUACCGCAAGUCGGCGCCGGACGCGCAGGUGCCCCCCGAGCACCUGUGGGCGCCUGCUAAGCCUCCCGAGGACGCUUCAGAGCGCGCCGACCUGUAGCCCGGAGCCGCGGUGGAGCUGGGACCCCGUGCCAGCGCCCCGGAGACAGAAUGAAGCGCUCAGUAUCCCGGGAGCAUCUCCCUUGCUGAGGGCUGACACUAGUCUCCAAAGCAACGGAAAUGGGGUUGGGGGAAUUCAUCUCACUCCUCCCUUUCGCCUCCCCAGCUCUAUUAAAUGCCCUUCCGCCAUUA